Molecule: messenger RNA, 3132 nt
Organism: Schistocerca nitens (vagrant locust)
Lineage: Eukaryota; Metazoa; Arthropoda; Insecta; Orthoptera; Acrididae
Product: piggyBac transposable element-derived protein 3-like
Exons: 3
Coding region: 1257-2771 (504 amino acids)
Source: RefSeq, a predicted model, not a curated record
GAGAUAAUGUGUAUUCUGAAAAUAGAAGCAGCAGUAAAUAACAAGUUCAGAAUUAUGUGUUACUUAUACAUAUUAGCAACAACUACAUUCAGGAAAAAAUUUAAAACAGAAUUAACAAGUGACUUUGUAACUUGUGAUAAAUAUGCACUGAGAAUGAACUUGGCUACCUAAAUGAGGGAAAACACACAAUGCUCACAUCCUGCUGUAACUGCCAGUGGUUUAAUGCACCACAUUUACUUAUGUUAGUAAUUCUGCACAUAAUAGCACAGUCCUCAUCUCUUUUGUGUAACAGUUUGAUAGUUAUUGAGAAAGUUAUUUCCUCCUGUUCCUGUAAGACUGGCCAGUUCUGUAAUACAUUUGCUGCUACAGAGAUGUUCUUUCAGACGUAAAAAGAACUUGUAGUCACCUGUUGCCAAGUCAGUUGAUUAUAGUAAAUGAUUCAAUUUGUAGGACUGUAUCAUUUUUGUGUCGUGAUCUAUGACCUUUAAUAAAAGAAAAGAAAAAGUCAAAACUACAUGCUUGUUGGUGGUCUGGUAGGAUACUGUAGUACUGGCAUUGAAUUUCUUGUCUUUGCAGCUAUCCCUUGUAAAUGUGCCAACUAAUCCUCAGAAAUAAGAUAAUAAGCUAAACACUAAAAAGUUAAAUAUAUUUGUGCCAGAUGUCCAGGGAGGCAAAUUAUGAUGGCUAUGAAUGUAGCACUUCAACACAAGGAAGUCAUUAAUAACUAAUUUUGCUCUUCAUUGCUCAGACAUUUUGAUGUAAUAACAGUAACUGCCAUUGUACACAGACCAAGCUCUAGUUGGCUGUAUAAUUUUUGUGGCAGUUUCUGUAAAUUUUUGAUAAAGAGCUAUUUGCAAAAAUGCUAUAUCCUCCAUUAUAAUGGACAUCGAGUUUCCUGUCCUGCUGUCAGAGAUUCUGCAUUUUCCGUUGUAAUACUUGUGGCACAUUUGAAUGGAUUGUAUGCUGCAGCCAUCUGGCGGGAGAAACAGUCACUACAAUCACUUGGCGCCAAGUAACAGCUUUGUUUACGACGUGUUACGAUGGCAGGAUACACAUCAAAGCUCAGUUCAGAAGAAAUUUUAGAACUUCUUUUGAAUGGAGACGUGUCAGAUCUUGAGAUUAGUGAGGAGGAGGAUGGUGAUUUUGAUCUGGCAGAUGAUGCUGUGCAACAAUCGAAUGUUCCUUCCCCAAGUGAACAGAGUAGCAGCUGCACUGAUAAUUCUGAUGAUGACGAGAGUUCUUAGCAGAAUCGCAGGAUGUUUUGGGACAAAUGCGAAAGGUUUGAGGGACUCCAGGCUACCUUCUCGCCCACGGAAGUUGCAGAACAUAAUGAGAAACAGAUCAUGGACUACUUUCAGCAAUACUUUGACUUGGCCUUUUUUAAGGAUACUUCUGAACUUACCAAUAUGAGAUAUUUACAGCAGACUGGAAGGUCUUUAAAGCUGUCUGCCAAGGAAUUGGGGGUAUUUAUUGGAGCAACAAUACUAAUGUCUUGUUUGAGAUACCCUAGAGUUAGGAUGUACUGGGGUAAAACAACAAGAGUUAUUAGCAUUACUGAAAUUAUGACUCGAGACCGAUACUUCACCAUUAGAAGUAAUUUGAAGGUGACAGACGAUAAUGCUGUAACAGAGGAAACUAGAAGGAAAGAUAAGUUGUGGAAAAUAAGGCCACUUUUAGAACGUGUAAAGAGAGCAUGCCUCAGUUUACCUCGAUCUCCUGAAGUGGCAGUGGAUGAACAAAUGAUCCUGUUUACUGGAGCAUGUGCAAUGAAACAAUUUGUCAGGGGAAAGCCAAAUCCUGAAGGGCUUAAAAAUUUUGUGUUGGCUGCUCCUUCAGGACUAGUCCUUGACUUUGAGAUUUAUCAGGGUAAAGGAACAUUCCCAGAAGCUAUUGGUCAACAAUUAAAACAAGGAAUAGGGGCCUCAGCAGUCCUCAGGCUUUGCCAGAGCCUUCCAGAAGGAACACAUGUGUUCUUUGAUAGGUAUUUUACCUCUGUUCCGUUACUGGAAUCAUUGGCUGAAAAAAACUUGCCUGCCACUGGAACAAUCAUGAAGUCAAGAAUACCCAGAGCAGUCCAUCUGACAGCAGACAAGAUUCUUGCAAAUCAAGGACGUGGGUCUGUUGACCAGACAGUGAGAAAAGACAGACUUAUUUCUAUUGUAAAAUGGUAUGACCAAAAGCCAGUCAUAACUGCAUCGACGAAGGUUGGGAAGAACCCUAUGGAUCAAUGUAAAAGGUGGUCGAAAAAAGAUCGGAGAUACAUUAAGGUUCCCCGUCCAGCAGUAAUCAGCUGCUACAAUAAAAAUAUGGGUGGCAUAGACCUGAUUGACAGAAUGAUGAGUUUUUACUGGAUCUGCACCAGAACCAAAAAGUGGACCGUAAAAACUAUUUUUCACUUCAUAGAUCUGGGAAUUGCAAAUAGCUGGAUUCAGUACAGAAGUGACAGAAUUAAGAAUGAUGAGCCAAAGAAGAAUAUCCUGCAGUACAUUGAUUUCAAAAUUAGAAUUGCUGAGCAUUUGUUAAGGGGCCAAGAGGAACAACAUUCUGACGAAGAUGAUGAGGAGUCAACUCCUAAAAGGCGAAGAUUACUGCCGCCACAAUCACCUUCACCUUCUGUAACCCAUUUACCAGAAAUGACAGGGUUGAAAAAUAGCAUGAGGUGUAAGAACAGUGGCUGCACAAAGAAAACCAAAAUAAGGUGCAAAGGUUGUUCAGUUUUCUUCUGUCUGACAUCACAGAAAAACUGUUUCUCUGAGUAUCAUCAGAAAUAAAGCUGUCAAAAUUCUUCAUUUAUUUUACUUUUUAAAUUUAUAUUAAUUAUUUUACCGAGCGAGGUGGCGCAGUGGUUAGACACUGGACUCGCAUUCGGGAGGACGACGGUUCAAUCCCGCGUCCGGCCAUCCUGAUUUAGGUUUUCCGUGAUUUCCCUAAAUCACUCCAGGCAGAUGCCGGGAUGGUUCCUCUGAAAGGGCACGGCCGACUUCCUUCCCCAUCCUUCCCUAAUUCGAUGAGACCGAUGACCACGCUGUCUGGUCUCCUUCCCCAACCAACCAACCAACCAUUAAUUAUUUUAAAUUGAUAAUCAGUGUAAUAUCUACAUAAUAAGACUGUAUUUUGUUCAAUAAACUAAAA